This is a messenger RNA of Phragmites australis (common reed), 660 nucleotides long. Its product is annotated as membrane magnesium transporter-like. Gene Ontology annotation, cellular component: Golgi apparatus; EMC complex; plasma membrane. Lineage: Eukaryota; Viridiplantae; Streptophyta; Magnoliopsida; Poales; Poaceae. Bases 133 to 453 code for a protein of 106 amino acids. The transcript is spliced from 4 exons. The record is from RefSeq and is a predicted model, not a curated record.
ACCAGAUGUUCUAGAAUUAUCUUCCCGGGCACACACCCAGCCAGCGCAUCUAGGCAUCACCGACCAAUCGAAUCGGAUCGGUCGGGGGAUCCGCGCCGCGGCGAGCACGAGCAGCAGGAGACGCGCCGCGCCAUGGGGAUCGGCUACGCGGUGGGCGUCCUCGGCGGCGCCAUCCUCGCCCACGCCGCCUACGCCACCAUCCAGUAUCGCACGGUACUGAAGAUCACGGAGGAGGAGUUCUCGCGGCCGCCCAUGGAUGUAAUGUUGGAGUUGCUCCUCGGGUUGGCCUUAUGCAUGUGGGCAGGGCUCUCUGUCCCAGCGAAGUUCCUUUCAGUGCUCCCACAUUCAGAGGAGAAUAGGAUCGUCUCGCUCCCGGCAAACCUGGAUUUCAUGAUCUUCAACCACCGCGGAAGAGCACUGCCGUCAGAUGCAGACUUGAAGCUGAAGACAUAGACAUGCAUUUUCAGAUUCUGUUCUUUACUUGCCUCGUAACCUUUGCCCUCGAGGAGGAUCCAGUUUUUGUGCCCCCAUUUGUCUAGGGGGAAACCUUCACAGACCAUAAGUAACUUAUCUACGCUGUAACACUAGAAUUCGUGGCACUGUAAUUCUACAUCUGUAUGGGGUUAAUUCGAGCUUCUGUUGCAGCCUUAGCUGAUGCAA